Molecule: messenger RNA, 745 nt
Organism: Danaus plexippus (monarch butterfly)
Lineage: Eukaryota; Metazoa; Arthropoda; Insecta; Lepidoptera; Nymphalidae
Gene: ND-SGDH
Product: NADH dehydrogenase [ubiquinone] 1 beta subcomplex subunit 5, mitochondrial
Exons: 3
Coding region: 34-606 (190 amino acids)
Source: RefSeq, a predicted model, not a curated record
AAUGUCACUAUUUUCAUAAUAAAAUCUUUGAAAAUGGUUUCCUGGAGUGCUUUGGGCCGAUCUUUCGGCACUAACCUUUUUAAAAAUAAUUUAAAAUCAACAAACUUAAUCCAAAAUGUGAAUUUCUCACUAGCAAAAACCUUAAAUGGGGAUCAUGGACAUAAAAGUAUGGUAUUGCAGCCAUCAAGGUGGCAAUGGCACAAAUUCAAGGAUAUGUUUCACUACUACCUAAUGGUAGGUUUGAUCCCGGUAGGAGCAAUCGUCUUUUAUACCAAUGUGUUCAUCGGUCCCGCUGAGUUGACCCCUAUCCCGGAGGACUAUGUGCCCAAACAUUGGGAGUAUCAUCGUCAUCCCAUAACAAGAUUUAUUGCGCGCUACAUCCAUAACAAUCCUCAGCAGGACUAUGAAAAAUUCAUGCAUUAUAUUGAUGAGGAGGCCCAGAAGGUAAAACUUAGGGCUCUAGAAAAAAUGGUGACUCAGAAAAUGGCCGAGAGGAACGAUUAUCAAGCAUACUACUACCGGCCCAUGGUUAACAAAUACCUCCGUGUGAAUAAACAAGUCGGCGAUGAAAUUUAUGACCGCAUCGGUGACAAUCAUGAUGAAUAAUCGCCUCAAACGAUUUUAUUUUAUUUAGAAGUUGUAUAGUAAUGCCAUAGAUAAGUUAAAAAUUUGGAUUUUUCGUUUGCGAUCAAUUUUUAUUGUGAUUAAAUUUCAUUUAAUUGUUGCAAUAAAUGAUGUGAAAUGA